UCCCCGGCCCGAGGUGUCCUUUCUUCGGCGUGACAGGCUGUGUUGGACUGCACAAUAAUGUGGAAACUUCUUCUAGACAGCCAUAACAAAAAAGCCCCCCCUCCACGGAGUUAAAUGGCUUCUAGUGUAGCUGUGAACUGUCAGGGUCCCGAAGCCCUGCCCAUCCCAGGCAUGGUGUGAGAAACCCUCCGGGAUUACGUCUCAUCCUGGCACGGACAGGGUUAAAUGGUUACGGUCCACUUGAUUCUUCCCGAUUUGUAGAGGGGGGGGAGCUCGCUUUGUUUCAGUCAGGGGUGUCAUGGAGAAAGACGAAGAAGUGCGGAGAAGUGUUCGUGUGGAAACACCUGCGGACAUGCUGAGGAACUUCUGGACGCGUCACACGUUGGGUUGAAGGAGUCUGUUUGACGCUAUAUAUUUAUAUAUAUAUAGCCUAUAUAAAAAAGGUUUAUUACUCAGAAUUGGCAACCAACAUUUAUUUUUUAUUUUUUUUGACUUCGGAAAUACGAGACGGUGACGUGAUUAGGACCACCGGGUUGAUAAGUGGAUAAGGAGAGCGGACCGGAGGAAAAGUUGAGUGCGUUCACGGUGGGAACCGUCGAAGAGCGGGUUUAACGCGGAGGUACGAGGCACCGCAUCCUUGCAGACCCCGAGCAGAGACCCGCUCACCGCUCUGAAGGAAACGCUGCUCUCCUCGCCAUGGCAACCGGCCACGUCCCCCCGCUACUCCCCUCUCUCCUGUACUUUUUGGGAUGCUGUGUGUACUGUUGCCAUGGUGACUUCCAGGCAGCCCCCAGGGUGUAUCUGUCCUACAAGGAGCUGCUGGAGACGCGGACGGCCCGGCCCUUCUCCUUCUCCUUCAACACCAGCGACUACCGGAUCCUGCACAUGGACCAGGACCAGGGCCGGCUGUACCUGGGUUGCCGGGAGUACCUGGUGGCGCUGGACAUGCACAACGUCAACAAGGAGCCACUCAUCAUCCACUGGCCGGCGUCUGCAGAGAGGAAAGCGGAGUGCAGGAUGACUGGGAAGGGGGGGCAGGGAGAAUGUGCCAACUUCGUGCGUCUGAUGGAGCCCUGGAACCGGACCCACCUGUACACCUGCGGGACGGGCGCCUACAAACCAGUCUGCACCUUCAUCAACCGGGGCUGGAGGGCAGAGGACUACGUGUUCAGGCUGGUUCCUGGCCAGGUGGAUUCUGGGAAGGGGAAGUGUUCGUACGACCCCCGGCGGGCCAACGCCGCCACGCUCAUCAACGGUAACCUGUAUGCGGGGGUCCACGUGGACUUCAUGGGGACAGACCCGGCUAUCUUCAGGACGCUGGGGGACCGGCCCGCGGUCCGCACGGAGCAGUACGACUCCCGCUGGCUCAACGAGCCGGUGUUUGUGAAGAUCCAGAAGAUCCCGGACAGCACGCAGGCCAACGACGACAAGCUCUACUUCUUCUUCAGGGAGAAGAGCUUGGACUCUACCGGGGGGAACAACCCCAUCAUGGUGUCCCGGGUGGGCCGGGUCUGUCUGAACGACGACGGAGGUCAAAGGUCGCUGGUCAACAAGUGGACCACCUUCCUGAAGGCGCGGCUGGUGUGCUCUGUAACCGGGGGCGACGGGGUGGAGACGCACUUCGACGAGCUGAGGGACGUGUUCAUCCUGCCCACGCAAGACGCCCGCAAUCCGGUUGUGUACGGUGUGUUCGCCACCGCUGGGUCGGUGUUUAAAGGCUCAGCGGUGUGCGUGUACGCCAUGUCCGACAUCAGGAACGUCUUCAACGGCCCCUUCUCUCACAAACACGGACACAACUACCAGUGGACCCCCUACACGGGCAAGAUCCCCUACCCCCGUCCCGGCACGUGCCCCGGGGGGACGUUCACCCCGGGGCUGCGCUCCACCAAGGAGUUCUCUGACGAGGCGGUGAACUUCGUGCGGGCGCACCCCCUGAUGUACCAGCCCGUGUACCCCCUGCACAAGCGGCCCCUGGUGCUCAGCACGGCGGGGGACCACCGCUUCACCUCCAUCGCCGUGGACAUCGUGGACGCCACCGACGGGAAGUACGAGGUGCUCUUCCUGGGAACAGAUCGGGGGACGGUGCAGAAGGUCAUCGUUCUCCCCAAAGACGCCAGCAGCACGGAGCAGCUCAUCCUGGAGGAGGUGGAGGUGUUCAGGACUCCGACGACGAUCAAAACGAUGAGGCUUUCAUCCAAACGGCAACAGCUGUACGUGACGUCGGACCGCGGCCUGACCCAGGUGUCCCUGCACCGCUGCGGGGUGUACGGCCGCGCCUGCUCCGACUGCUGCCUGGCCCGGGACCCCUACUGCGCCUGGGACGGGGAGACCUGCGCCUCCUUCACCCCCUCGGCCAAGAGGCGCAGUAGGAGACAGGACGUGAAGCACGGAGACCCCCUGAGCCAGUGUCGAGGCUUCAACACCAAAGUAGAGAAGCGUCUGCGUGAGGCGGUGCAGUUCGGCGUGGAGGGCAGCAACGUGUUCCUGGAGUGCCAGCCCCGCUCUCCGCAGGCCAGCGUCAAGUGGCUGCUGCAGAAGGACGGCCGCAGGAAGCUGCUGAACCGGGAGCACGAGGUGCUGAAGACGGGCCACGGCGUGCUGCUGAAGGAGCUGGUGCAGGCGGAUGCCGGGGUCUACCACUGCCAGGCCACGGAGAACAACUACCGCCACACGGUGGCCCGCAUCGCCCUGCGCAUCCUGGACCGCGAGAUCGUGGAGGCGCUCACCGCCACCGACGUGCCCCCGCUGCACCGCCAGCCGCACGAGGCCGCGCCCCCGGCCGCCGCCGAUCCCCGGACCGCCGCCGCCGACCCCCGGACCGCCGCCGCCGCCGCCGCCGCCGCCUCCCAGGCGGAGGUGCGUCUCAUCGGCCAGUACUGCCGGGCCUACCUGGAGGAGCUGUGCCCCGGGCGGAGCACCAAGCGUACCCACCGCCGGCACGCCGAGGCCGGGGGCUCCGGCUGCAAGCCUGCCGCUGCUGCCUCCUCCUCCUUCCCACGCAGGCUGUAACCACGCCCCCCUCCUCCUCCUCCUCCUCCUUCCCACGCAGGCUGUAACCACGCCCUCCUCCUCCUCCUCCUCCUCCU
Messenger RNA from Gadus morhua (Atlantic cod), 3086 nucleotides. RefSeq names its product semaphorin-3F. The record is from RefSeq and is a predicted model, not a curated record. The transcript is spliced from 18 exons. Lineage: Eukaryota; Metazoa; Chordata; Actinopteri; Gadiformes; Gadidae. Bases 697 to 3009 code for a protein of 770 amino acids. Gene Ontology annotation, cellular component: plasma membrane. Gene Ontology annotation, molecular function: chemorepellent activity; semaphorin receptor binding. Gene Ontology annotation, biological process: semaphorin-plexin signaling pathway; neural crest cell migration; negative chemotaxis.